CCCCUCCCCUCCACGAAUCUUAUCUCCCUCAGUAGGAUGUUUCGGACAAUAUAUGAUUGGUUCUGGUGGGAUCGCCUCUGGUUGCCCUACAACCUGACCUGGACGGACUUGGAAGACCGAGAUGGGCGGAUCUACGCCAAGGCCAGCGACCUGUACGUCACCAUACCCUGUGCCUUUGUGUUCAUGAUCAUCCGCUAUCUCUUCGAGAGGACCAUUGCCACAUACUUUGCCCGAGCUCUGGGCAUUAAGGAGAAAGUGCGGUUGAGAGUCAAGCCCAACCCGAUUCUAGAAAAGUCUUUCAGAGCUUCCUCGAAGCACCCGAAACAGGUGGGUCCAGCCCCCCCCCCCUUGCUCAGCCUUUCACUACUCCAUUCAAAUGGAGGAAAACCACGGGGGGGGGGUUGGAGAGAUGAUAUUCUCGUUGGGUUUCUUUCAAUGGGAGAUAAGCUGCAGGGAGUGAAGGAAGGCAGGGUGAGGGGGAGGCCAGAGGGGGUCUGUAGCUGCUGCUGGCUGACUGAGUUUUGGAGAAGAGCCUGUUCCUUAAAGUUGACCAACUUUUGUCUCGAUCAGUCGGCGAAGAUGUUUAACUAUGCAGGCUGGAAGAAGACCUGUAACUGCCUCUUCAUUCUGUUUGCUGUCGCCUUCAUUCUCACCCGGCUCGUCAUCUUCCCUUUCUGGAUCAUUCACUGCACAGUGAUCUACCCGCUGGAACUAUACCCUGCCUUCUUUGGGUAUUAUUUCUUCAAUGCCAUUCUGGUCGUCCUCCAGCUGCUACACAUCUUCUGGGCUGCUCUCAUUCUGAGGAUGACACUGAAGUUCAUGACUGGAAACAUCGUGGAGGAUGAACGAAGUGACAGAGACGAGACGGACAAUUCUGAGGACGAGGAGGAGGAGCUGGUCAAGAACGGCCUCCUUUCCAAUGGACACUCCAUGAUUAACAACAACCACGGGAAGUCCGAUUAGUGCCUUACCUCUCUCGGUUGGGGGGGGGGGGUCUCGGAGCUCUCCAUCCCCCUCCCUCCCCCCCCUCUGUCCUUACCCCUCGCCCC
Chiloscyllium plagiosum (whitespotted bambooshark) is the source of this 1049-nucleotide messenger RNA. NCBI's taxonomy places the organism in Eukaryota, Metazoa, Chordata, Chondrichthyes, Orectolobiformes, Hemiscylliidae. The record is from RefSeq and is a predicted model, not a curated record.